Messenger RNA from Scatophagus argus, 2680 nucleotides. Its product is annotated as noelin-2-like. The transcript has 10 exons. The record is from RefSeq and is a predicted model, not a curated record. Gene Ontology annotation, biological process: signal transduction. The coding region runs from base 638 to 2086 and encodes 482 amino acids. NCBI's taxonomy places the organism in Eukaryota, Metazoa, Chordata, Actinopteri, Scatophagidae.
UUCUCUUCCUAGCAGUAACGGUUAGCUUAGAGCACAGGUUAGCCUACAGCAGUUUCACAUUUAUUCGAUGACAUUGAUGUAGUAGUGUAGUAGUAUAGUAUCUAGUAUUAUAAUCCAAUUUAUGUUCAGUGCAAUAAAUUCCGACGUUAGUUAUGCUUUAAACCAUAAAUUAAUGACACUAAAUAUGGCAUUAAAUGAGUUAGCCUAAAGUUGCUUAGCUAAUAACACAGGCUAACGCUAAAGCUUAAACUGGGAAAACGAACUGCCCAAAAUGCUCAAGGUGCAGCUACUACAGCUAAGCUAGACAGUUGUUCUCUCCCGCUGGCGUCUGUGUGGCUUUCCUCAGCAUGCAGCCAACACCAGGAGUGUGUUCUCCUUCCAUAACCAGAGGGCAUUCACUCACUCCAGUCUGGCCACCAGAGUAGUGCUUGGCCCUGAAGUAAACUAAAGGACAUGCACAGUCCCCAGUGGUACUUGAAGUACAUGAGUUUCUCCUAAGUGCUUAGGUGAUUUGUUUUUUAUUUCUGCGGUGAUCCAAAACUGGGUCAAGACAAAGGAGACCUGAAGGAGAUGGCGAUGGGUCCACCUGAAGCCCUUUGGGUGCUGCAGCUGCUAUUUACUGUCUGCUCAUGUAAGGAUGAGUGUUCCCAUGUUGAAGAUUGGCGCGGUGCUCAGCACCAUGGCUAUGGUAACCAACUGGAUGUCCCAGACUCUGCCGUCGCUGGUUGGACUCAAUGGAACCAUCGUCUCCCCCGAGGGCACACACGAGCGGUUCGUCAGUGGUUUGUACCCCGGCUCAGAGGAGGGCUGGCAGGUGUACAGCACGGCUUCAGAUCCCGACGGCAGGUGUGUUUGCACGGUGGUCGCUCCGGCACGAAACCUCUGCAAACGAGACCCUCGGAGUCGACAACUACGCCUGCUGACUGAACAGGUCCAGAAUGUGAGUCAGUCCAUGGAGGUAGUAGACCUGCGGACAGCCAGAGACCUGCAGUAUGUUCGAGACUCUGAGCCACUGCUGAGGGGAGUGGACGGACGCUUACACACUUACGUGGCCAACCCCCGCACUCUGACGGCCAAGGGCCUGCAGGAGCUGAAGGGCCAGAUGUCUCAGCUAAGGCCCCUCCUCUCAGUGAUGGAGCAGUACAGAUUGGACCUGCAGACGCUGGCCACCCUGCGACUGGAGCUCCUCAACCUGUCAGUCAUCCUGACGGCCAUCCAGGAAGAGAUCGGAGCGUACGACUACGAGGAGCUUCAGCAGAGGGUUUUACUGCUGGAGACCAGGCUGCACAGCUGCAUGAACAAACUCGGUUGUGGUCGUCUGACUGCAGUUAGCAGCCCAAUCACCGUGAGAGCCUCGGGCUCCCGCUUUGGCUCCUGGAUGACUGACGCCAUGAUUCCCAGCUCCGACAGCAGGGUGUGGUCGAUGGACGGCUACUAUAAGGGCCGGCGCGUGCUGGAGUACAGAACCAUGGGGGAUUUCACAAAGGGGCAGAACUUUGUGCAGCACCUGCUGCCCCACCCCUGGGCGGGAACCGGCCACGUGGUUUACAACGGCUCCCUCUACUACAACAAACACCAGAGCAACAUCCUGGUUCAGUAUCACUUCCGCUCUCGCAGCGUGUUGCUCCAGCGCAGCCUGAGCGGGGCCGGGUACAACAACACAUUUCCCUACAGCUGGGGAGGCUCCUCUGACAUCGACCUCAUGGCUGAUGAGAUGGGACUCUGGGCCGUCUACACCUCCAUCCCAAAUGCUGGAAACAUUGUGGUGAGUCGUCUGGACUCUCGUUCGCUGGAGGUCCUGCAGAGUUGGGACACGGGCUUUCCUAAGCGCAGUGCAGGGGAGGCCUUCAUGAUCUGCGGCACCUUGUACGUCACCAACUCCCACCUGGCCGGGGCCAAGGUCCACUUUGCCUACCACACCAACUCCUCCACGUACGAAUACACCGACAUCCCCUUCCACAACCAGUACUCCCACAUCAGCAUGAUGGACUACAACCCCAGAGAGAGGGCGCUGUACACCUGGAACAACGGGCACCAGGUCCUCUACAACGUCACACUGUUUCACGUCAUACGGAGCGACGGAUAGCUCGUCACGUGGGAAAUGGCAAAAAAGAGAGGGAGUAUAGUAGAGGAGGAUGCAUUGUGUCAUUAAAGGGUACUGAAAUUUACACAAACACACACACACACACACACACAGAGAGAGAGAGUGGCCAUUCAUGUCAUCAGGAAAGUGAUUGCUGUCUUUGUUUGAAUGUGAAUGACUUGAGGACUGCGAGAGCUCGCUGGGCUAAUAACACAGACACAAUACGUGGUUGUCGAACACAUGUCUAAAGGUCACGGACAAGAGCGUUCAUCACGGCGAAGAUGGGAAUUAACUGCCACUGCUUCACGCACGCUGACAGAAAGAAGGAAGUCAGACAGUUUCAGCUCAUCCAUAUUCCGUUGCGUUUCAUUCCACUUGCUUCUCGAGAAGUGAUUUUGGAGGUUGAGGUCCAAUUGUCGAGGAAAAAAAAGAAAAAGAAAAAGAAAAAAAAAGGCAGCUCGUGAACUGAAUUUUAACUUGCUCCAAACCUCGAGCUGUGGCGACGGACCUGAUGAAGAUGUUCCGGGUUUGUGAUGUGAUCGUGGACUUGUUCAGUCAGCAUGGUUGUUCGUUCAUUAAAUCUUACUGUCAAACUUU